Molecule: messenger RNA, 2992 nt
Organism: Microplitis mediator
Lineage: Eukaryota; Metazoa; Arthropoda; Insecta; Hymenoptera; Braconidae
Gene: Pde8
Product: high affinity cAMP-specific and IBMX-insensitive 3',5'-cyclic phosphodiesterase 8-like
Exons: 18
Coding region: 374-2914 (846 amino acids)
Biological process (GO): positive regulation of ERK1 and ERK2 cascade; signal transduction
Molecular function (GO): 3',5'-cyclic-nucleotide phosphodiesterase activity
Source: RefSeq, a predicted model, not a curated record
UCAUUUUUUUCUUAAGAUAUUGAAAUGUAAAAUUUUCUUAUCAUUGAUAGUUUCUCAAGUGCGAGAACACUAGCUUGAAAAUUAUCUCAGUCAGUAUAACUUUGACUUUAAUGUUCAUAAGGUUGACAGUUUAUAUAAAUAUCACUUACAUUUUAUACGCGUUGUUUAUUAAAGUUUUUUUUGUGAAAAAAUUGCAAUGUGAUAAAUCUUAACGAGUUUAUUAAUUAAAAUAAAAUUUAUAUUUAAUUAAAAAUAAAGUUUAUCUAUGAAAAUGUGUUUUGUGUUUGUAAAUUAUUAUUUUCAUUGAUAAAUGGUUUUCUAUGUGUGAAUUUAUCCAUUUUUUCGUAGUAAAUUUAAUGGUGAAUAAUAAAAAAUGUGUGACACUAGACGAUUAACUCAUCGAACUUUAUAUAUUUCCGGAUCCACGGGCAUCGAUGAUGUGAUUAUAAAUGAUAAUCAAUCAGAAUCGUGGUCUUCGAGAUUUUUUUCUAUUUUUUGCGGUAGAUUGAGCCGUAGAAAAUUAUUCUCGAAUUCAAAUAAAAUGCAAGUGAUGGUUCUCCCAACCAGUUCUUUAGUUAGUGAUAAUGGACCGCAGGAUUUUAAGUCAACUUUAUCGAUAGCAGCAUCAUCUCAAAUAGUUAAGAUUUUAUUAGUAUUUUCUCGAGAUGAUCAACAGUUGGAUGUUUUAAAUACAGUAUCAAGAAACUUGGGAUGGAGUGUCUCGAUAGCCAAAAACGCGGAGCAAGCAGUUGAAAUUUUUCAAAAUCGAUGCCACGAUUUGAUAAUAAUCGAUCGAAGAGGUCAUCGAGCAUCAGAUGGCGAUGCGAUUUGCCAAGCUAUACGAGCCACGAACUAUCAUCACAGCAGCGUAAUUUUAGCAUUAGUUAAGAAGUCAUUUUUUACGGCAACCAACAAAGAAAAAAUAAUGACACUGGAUCUGCUUAAUGUCGGUUAUAGUAGAGCAAUGAUGGAAUGUUCACACGAUGUAAUGCUAAGUAAUCAUUUGAUCGGGAUCUAUGUAAGUGAAAUACAACCAAGAAUGCAACUCGCUGCAGCACAUGCGCUUUAUGUAGCCAUGGAUAGAUGCCGAGAUAUGGUGCAUAUAACUGAUGAUCAACAUAUAGUUCGCUUCGUUAAUAGAGCAAGUGAAAAAUUAUUGGGCUACAAGUAUGACGAAAUUUUAGGAAGUAAUCUUUCAGAAAUAAUAUCAUAUGAAAAUUUCGUAUUGAUGGAUCAGCAGCUGCAGCGUGGCAGAGAAUUCGAGGGUAACAUGAAUUGCAGGAGAAAGUUCAAUGAUACAAUUACAAUUAACUGCAGAAUUAUUCCAUUCUGUGCCUCGGGAAAAAAACCUACCCAUUAUGUUUACAUUCACGAUACCAUGUACUUAUUGGAAAAUAUUGGAAUGACAUUUAGUGGACAAAAUCCUCGUGGUAGUCUACACUCACUUCGUCGCGGUUCCUACGAUCUUAAAUCAGUUGGUAGUGAUCUCGGAACUCAACGACGAUCAAGCUUACAAAAAUUAAACAGUUUACCCCUGGAAGCUCCAAUAACUAAAGUAAUGAUACUUUUGACAAAUGUCAUGACUGAAGUAAAUGCCACGAAUCCUGAAUUAGCAAUGCAGAUUGAUAGGGCGAUUGAAGCUCUUAAAACAACAGAACUUUACAGGCCGUAUCUUAAAGAAGAUACAAAAAUUUAUAAUGAUCCAGUUGCAUCGGAUUUAGUGGAAGCUCUUUUAUCAAAAACGUCUCAUUAUAUUCGUGAUUCACGAAGAUCAUCAAACGAUUCAAUGCGAAGUGUAGCUAUAAAAAUUGGGCAUUCAAUAAGCAAUCGAAUGCAAGCAAAAACUCCACAUGGACCAAGAGAAAUUGAUAAAUUAUUGGAUCGAAGUCUUGACUGGGAUUUUGAUAUUUUUUAUUUAGAAGUACUAACUGAUAGAAGGCCGCUGGUUCAUUUGGGAAUGAAUCUCAUGUGUCGAUAUAAUGUUCCGGCUAGAUUAAAUUGCGAUGAAACAACUUUACGAAAUUGGCUUACCGUAAUUGAAUAUAAGUAUCAUUUGGACAAUAGUUAUCAUAAUUCUACUCAUGCAGCAGAUGUUUUACAAGCAACGGCAAGAUUUAUGCAGUCAGAACGACUGCAAAUGGUAUUAGAACCUCUUGAUGAGGUUGCCGCAUUGAUUGCCGCAGCAGCGCAUGAUAUCGAUCACCCUGGUAAAUCCAGUCAAUUUUUAUGUAACGCUGAUAAUAAAUUAGCUAUUCUUUAUAACGAUCUAUCAGUUCUUGAGUCUCAUCACGCAGCAUUGACAUUCAAAUUGACAUUAGCUGAUGAUAAUGUUAACAUUUUUAAAAAUUUAGAGAGAGAAACGUAUAAAAUCAUAAGGCAAAAUAUUAUAGAUAUGAUUUUAGCAACGGAAAUGACGAAACACUUUGAACACUUGGCGAAAUUUGUUAAUAUUUGUAGUGGUAGAGGUGGUGAUGAGUAUAACUCUGAUGGAAUUGAUAUGCCAACAUUACUACAGCCGGAAAAUGUAACACUAGUAAAAAUAAUGAUGAUUAAAUGUGCUGAUGUAUCUAAUCCUACUCGUCCCCUCAAAUGUUGUAUUGAGUGGGCCAAAAGAAUAGCCCAAGAAUAUUUCAAUCAGACUGACGAAGAAAAGAAACAAAAAAUGCCAGUUGUAAUGCCCAUGUUUGAUCGUAAUUCUUGCUCUAUUCCUAAAUCUCAAAUUGGAUUUGUUGAUUAUAUCAUCAAUGAUAUGAUCGAAGCAUGGGAUGCUUUUAUUGACAUGCCAGAAUUAGUAACACAUAUGAAACAAAAUUAUGAUAAAUGGAAAGAAUAUCACGAAAAAGGAAUUUCGACAUUGAAUGAUAUUGAACGUCUUCAAAUGUCACCGGAAUUAAAAAUACCUAGUUCACAAUAACAAAUACAUUAUGUACUUAAAAUUUGUAUAAACUGUUUUAAUUAAAAAAUAUAUUUUAUUAAUCAUGUUAUUUUGUUU